AUGCGGUCGUGUGCGAAGGAACGUUCAGUGCAAAGCAGAGGUGGGAGCUCGUGGUCAGAGAUGGGUGCGAGUGUGACCACAGCAGCAGGCUGCAAGGAGCUAGGAUUGCCUGGGGCCUGCCUUGGAGCACAGGCACGCGGAAAGCUGGAUCAGCACAGGCGAAAGGCAGUAAAUGGGACAGAGUCUGAGUUGUUCGUCAGUCCCGAAAGACAUCGCUACCGAAAACGUUUGCGGGCCCCGCUAGCCAGAAGAGCCUUUGAGGCAGCAGCAGGGCAGUGCGGGCAGAGCUGGCCGCCCCGCUGGGCGCUGCGGCCGGGCCAGCAGGGAAAGGGGUGCCGCAGUGCCAUCGUGGCCCCUCUGUGCCGGUUUGGGGCCAGGGCAGCCGCAGAAGAUUGUCUGGCUCAGUGUGAUAAUGACUGCAAAGCUUACUGCUGCGAUGGGACUACUCCCUACUGCUGUUCGUAUUAUGCCUACAUUGGGAAUGUCCUUUCAGGCACAGCAAUAGCUGGAAUUGUUUUCGGUAUAGUAUUUAUAAUGGGAGUGAUUGCUGGGAUUGCCAUCUGUAUCUGCAUGUGCAUGAAGAACAACCGCGGGACUCGAGUAGGGGUCAUCCGAACGACGCACAUCAACACUAUCAGCACGUACCCAGUGGCUCCACCGCCGUACAGUUAUGAAUACGAAAUGGAGUACCCAGCUGAUCUACCUCCACCUUAUACUCCAACUCCACAGACUUCGAUACAGUACCCCCCACCUCCUCCCUACCCUGGAUAUUCAGGGAAAUAAUUAAGUGGCACCACAUGGAUAUCAGUUGCCUGUUGAAACAGCCAGCACCAUUGGGACAAAUAUUUUUGACUCAGGGACAAAUAGGAUGGGGUCUGCAGCAACGCAUGUGGCCAGGUAUUGGCGCAGCCGAGGAGGGUUGCCAUGGCUCAGGAUGAAGGAAAAUAUUGUCCAUCCCAAAUCAUCAUGUUUCAAGUUUAAACAGCACACGGCCAAAGAAACAGUUACUGCAACUUAGUGCCUGAUAAGCAGUGCUUAGCAUCAGCGCUUGGCUUCAGCAGCAGCCUGACGCAGCGGAUUGGGGUGGUGCUCUUCCCAUUUCAGAAGGUGCCUGAGGAAAAUGGUUAACCAGCUCUGUUAACAUAUCAAACAUAUGCUAUGCCUUCCCUUGAAAUGAGUUGAGUUGAACAAGGAAGACUGAAGCUAUUUUCAGCUUCUAUUUCAGGAUGAUAAUACCAGGUGAUCAGCUGCGUAUGUUGACCUGAUAAAUACAUUACAAAGAGAAGUGCUCUCAGAGUUACUCGGUAGCCAAAAAAUGACUGAUAUUAUUUUUGGCCAUGUGCAGGCUGUUUUAAGUGCCUACUUUUAAACAGGUUGAGGCUACUUUCUGGCCUAAAAUGUAAACAUAAAGAGCGUUUUUUUAUAUGUGGAUUACACUAAUUUAUAGCUGAUUUAUUUUUAUCUGGACUUAAAUACUAUAUACAUUGGACAUAUGCUACAUGGCCUUUAUGCUCUUUUAUCACCAAAUGAUACUCUCAUUUUAAAAAAAUAUAGUGAUUCAGGAAAACUCACAAGCAGGAGAAGAAAUACAAAUCAAGUAUGAAAACAUCAUAGAUUUGACGUUCAAUUGGAUUACUGACUAAACUGCACAAAGACCAGCUUUUUAAAAAUUGAGUAUUGUUUUGCAGUAAUAGUGAUAUACAGCCUAACCAAAGAGAUGAGCAGAGAGACUGUGAACAUCAGAUUUCUUUUCUUUGUUGUCUUGGGCAUUUUAGAACUGUAAGUUACUAAAUAACGGUUUUUGCAUUCAUCCCACACAUGGUUCAAGAUCAUUUAGUCUCUACCGUGUAAUGUACAGACGUUCAUGAUUUCAUCUGUUCCAUAUCCUUGUUGGGCAAACUCUAAUUCAGCAGCAGCAAUUUGACUUCAGAAUAGAGUAUCCACUUACCUAAAGCAUCAUCCUUUGAUGAUAGGAGUAGCAUUUUUCUCAGUUUUAUAUGCAAACCACAAAUCAAAUGGAUCUCUUCAGGGAUUUAAAAAUACUGAACUCCUUCAAUUUGUAUUGGGUGGCUGGGCUAUUCGAGAACUUUAUAGCCAAAAUAGGGGAAGGUGACAAAAACAUAUGGCACCUAGAGUUCAGGGCAGCAGUGGCAUUAGAUUCAUUUCAGAGAGACAGACUUCAGGUUGCCACUGAUUCCUGGAGAUCAGACUGUGUUUAAAUGUUGUCCAGUGUCCAGUGUCCUCAUCUUUUUUUCAGGUGUAUCAAUGUAUUAAUGAAUAAAAAAAAAAAAACAGUUCGCAAAAGGUGGUAUCCAUAGCCCAGUGAAGUCAACUGAAGAGUUGACUUCAUCUCAUCACCCCCUAAGUAAGGCAUGUUUCUGAAAUUCAGUCCAGACUGAGGGAAGAAUUCAAACAAUUUUUAACAUUAAGCACACAAGUUAUUCAUGAGCCCUCUUGUAUCCAAGACCUUACUGACUGUUCUUGCUCAGAUUUUGUAAUUGCAUUUGUCCUUUCCAGGACUGACCUUACCGUUUUAGAAAACCCCACCUGAAAGCAUAAAUGGCCUCAAUUCUCACCACUGUAAGUUUGGAGGAUCUGCAUUGUGGCCCUUGGCCAACUGAGCUUUGAGGCAAAGUCCCAUUAGGUAUCCAGGCAUUUGUAACCCAGUCAGAGGAAAAUUGGGCUGUGUCACAGCUUUUGGUUGCUGCUGGUUCCUUAGAGUCUUCCCCAGGGAAGGAAAGUUAUAUUCUCAUUUCUAUUUUGCUCUUCAGAGAUGUCGAGUCCAGAACUAGGUUGUCUUCAAAAUUACUUAUACUCUGGGCUAUAUCCUGUAACAUUUUAGCUGCUAACAUGACCUUUCUUAAAAAAGGGAUGUGCCUCAGUUGAAAUGCCCCCAUAAAGCACAACCUCCUGCGCAUGGUGAUUUGGCAGUCCCUAUUCAAACCAAUAUGUUGGGGUAUUGGUGUGCCUGCCAACCUUCCUGUCUGGGCUGGUGGUCAGCAUGAAUAGCAGAAUAAGCAACAUUUCCUCUGUGGGAAAUCCUAUUUCACGUGGUACUUCGACACUUUACAGUUGAUCACACCAGAUGAUGCUUCGGUGCCAAAAAGUAACGUACAAGUAAUGAGUAUUUUCAUUUUCCUCAUUCUUGUACUUUGAUUUUUUUGUAUAACACUGAACAGACGGACCUUCAAAUCAAAGAGCAGUUUGUAUUUGAUGAAUUGUCUCCUGAAAAGUACAGAAAAAGAAAACUAUCUUAUAGAUCAUAAAUCUUCCCUUAGAGGAAGAAUUUCCCCAACUGUGACCUUUGUCAGA
Molecule: messenger RNA, 3312 nt
Organism: Struthio camelus australis
Lineage: Eukaryota; Metazoa; Chordata; Aves; Struthioniformes; Struthionidae
Source: RefSeq, a predicted model, not a curated record